This is a messenger RNA of Prorocentrum cordatum, 3414 nucleotides long. The record is from the annotation of a GenBank genome assembly. NCBI's taxonomy places the organism in Eukaryota, Dinophyceae, Prorocentrales, Prorocentraceae.
GCUCUCAGCAACGAGGCCCCGAACAAGGGCCACCUCCAGGCCCGCAUCAAGCAGUUGGAGACGGCCCUGGCGGCCAUCCCCGAGGGCGACGCGAAGCUCGCCACCGAGCGCGCGUCGUUGGCGACCCGGCUCACCGACGCCAAGCGGCAGCUGCCCGGCUCCAAGCCGAUCGGUGCCCGGAUCGAUGGCGCACGUGCUGCUCUGGGACGUGCCCGCCAGCGCCAGGCGGAGGCCGAACAGGCGGUGGCAGCUGCCCUGCAGCUCCAGCACACGGUCGCAUGCGAGGUCACUGCGCUCGAGACGGAGCUCCAGGAGCUGGAGGCUUCUCUCACGACGGAGGCUCCCAUCGAGGCGACUGCGACGCCCGAGUCCCAGGCGCACGCGAUCCUGGGCCAGAUGAUCGACCAGCUCACGGCCGACGAGUACGUCCACCCAGGGCACGUCGAGGUUGCCAAGACGCACGUGCGGCAGUUGUUCGCUGGCUGUCGGGGGACGCCCCAGCAGGCCGAGGCCACUCGUGCAGCUGCUGCCGGCACGCCGCUUGUCCCCAAGGAGGUGCGCCAUACCACCAAGAGCCCCCCUGCGGCUCCGCUCCCCGCCAAGCCUGGCACGCUGGUGCGCCACAGUGGGAAGCAACCUCGCAAGGAGCUGAUCACAGACUACUUCAGCAAGCGCAAGUUGAUCAAGUCCAUCGGCAAGGAGACGGCGGGACUUCCUGCCACCUCCAAGGACUCCUUCGUCUCCGGCGGCACCCGCGCCACCAGCACCGACUCGUCCAUCUACGAUGGCUUGUUCGACGCUCUGAAGCAGCUGCAGGUCAGCUGCGCCCUCCUGCUCGGCAAGGUCCAGAUUCUGGAGCAGGCGUUCCACGAUGAGUACCUCGAUUUCGUUUUCAUUCAGGGCAUCCCAUUUAUUCUCGUCAGCGCCCUUGCGCCCAGUGACCGCGCCCCCGCUGCCGAGCGGGAGGCCUUUUGGGAUCUCCUGCUCCAGACGCUGCUGACGCUUCGUGACCGAGCCCCGUCUGCCAAGACGUUCCUCGGCAUCGACGCGAACGGCAGGGCGGGCGCUGGCCCCACGUCCCGCGCUGACUACAUCUGCGGGCCCUUCGGCGAGCUGCCCCACGCGUCCGUCUCUCACGUCCCGCGUCACGUGCAGCUUUCGCUCAUAGCUAAGGACGACCAUCGUCUCGUCGUGGCCGCGACCAGCACGCGCGCGCUCGCGAGCGCGCCCAAGCCCGACGCUUUCCGGUUUAACGAAUGGCGGCUUGGCGAUCCUGCCCGGGCCCAAGCGUCUCAGACCAUGCCGCGCCGGUUGCAGGCCCCCGUCGACGCAUCCAUCGACGCGAAGACCCAGGCGAUGACGUCGCAGAUGCGCACGGCCGCCCGCCAUGCUUUCGGCAGGCCUGAGGGUCGCCCUCGCCAACCGUGGAUCUCCGACGACACGCGGUCGAUGCUGCGCCUGCUGGCGCCCUCGCGCAGAGUCGUUCAUGCCGCCGGCCGGGAGGCGCAUCGAGCAUACUUUCACAGGAUCUUCCUCGGCUGGGCUGCGCAGCGCACGGGAGGAACUUUCGGCGUGGCGCGAUCGCUCAGUGGCCGGGCUGCUAGCUUGGCGGACCACCCUGUGCUCCUCAAGUCUGGCGAAUUGUCCAGCUCGGAGGCGGAGCGGCAGGCCCCGCGGCAGGAGCAUUACCGGGAAGUCUUCAACGGCGCCGAGGCCCAUAUGGAGCAGCUGCGCGCGCAGCCUGUGGAGGCACCGCGCAUUUCUCCCACCGUCGAGGUCACGCCAGACGCUGUUGCCGCGUCGCUCAGGCAGCCGGGGCGGAACAAAGGCGUCGGACGCGAUGGUGCGCCGGCGGAAUUGCUAGUGGCUGGGGGGGAAGGCUCGGCGACGCCGUUGGCCGCCCUCUACCGGGACAUCGUCGAUUCCGAGCGGUGGUCCGUCCAUUGGGCAGGUGGCCGCAUGCAGAACGUUCGCGAGCGCAAAGGCCCCCCCACCGACUGCGACGAGUCUCGCGGCAUCGUGCUGGAGGAUCACGCCGCCAAAAGCCUCAAGCAGCUGCUCAGCCACAUGGUCACUGGCCCUUGCCAGGACACUGUCCCCGAGGUGCAGCACGGCGCUGUCGCCGGCAGGGGGGCUGAUUAUGCCGCUCAACUCGCGCACAGCUUCCAAGCGUACUGCAAUGCGACAGGACGGUCGUCGUUUGCAUGGUUUGUUGACCUCGCGAAGGCGUUCGACCGCAUCGUGAUGGAGGUGGUGCUUGGAUGGCCCUGCGACGCAACUGACCCUGAGGCUUACCUCGCAUCCCUGGGCCUCAGCCCAGACCAAUCCGCAUGGACAGCGCAGUGGGCGGCACGGCAUGGCUGCCUCUUCGCCCAGAGGGGCGGUAGCCCAAAAGUCAUCCGCCUGCUCAAAAACCCCACGCGGCCUCAUGGUUUUCUUACGGUGACGUCGACACCGCCAUCGUCGCACGCGUUGGCGGCCGCCGGAGUGCAGGUGCUGAUCCGAGACGCUCUUCUGGACGCCGGCAUCUUGCUCCGCUUGCGGGCUGGGUCCCCGGAUUUCUGGGGCGCUGGCCCCGCUGGGCCGAAUGCCGACCCAGAGGUCGUCUCUCUUGUGGACGCCGCGUUCGUCGACGUGCUCGCGGCGCGUCUGCCCAAGGAGCUGGGCGCUGCCAUCGACGUCGCGCUGCACACGGUGCGUGACAUCUACGACCGCCUGAACCUGACAAUCAAGUGGAAAGUGGGUUUUGCAGUCGCUGUACCCCGACCUGUGGUACCACUGCUGGCGGUCACCACCGAGAAGCACCUCGUCGGCGCGGUGGGCGCCGCUGGCGCCGCGGCCCCAGGCGCCAACCACUUGAGACAGCAGGCGGCCAUGAGCUAUGGGCCUCUAGCGAGCAAGGUUUUCGGCUCGGCGGUCGUGGGCGCCAGCUUGAAGAUCUGGCUCAUGCACUCGUGGGUCCUCAGCCGCCUCCUCUUCAACGUGCACGUGGUCGUCCCUACGAGGCGAUAUCUGCAGGUGCUCAACGGCAUGCACAUGCGGGUGCCCCGACGAUUCGGCGACGCCCCGCGGUUCGGCCGCGCCGAAACGGACCUCGAGAUACGCACGCGGCUCAAGCAGCCCAGCUUGGACUGCCUGGUGAUGCGUGCUCGUCUCCGCUACUUAGGGCGCCUGGUGCGUAGUUCACCGCCCGCGCUGCUGGCCCUGCUCGCCGCGCGGCCUGGCGGGGCGCGCCUGCCCUGGGUCACUCUGCUCGUGUCCGACCUGGGCAAGCUCCGCGAGCUCGUUGCCCUGUGCAGCACGCUGCCGCCGCCGGAGGGUACCGCGAGCGCUUGGGCGACGUUCAUCAGCGACUCCCCAGCGCGCUGGACAAAUGCCGUGAGCAUGUUGUUUUUUCACCGACUCUUGCUGUGA